This is a messenger RNA of Beta vulgaris subsp. vulgaris (sugar beet), 2226 nucleotides long. RefSeq names its product ARM REPEAT PROTEIN INTERACTING WITH ABF2. NCBI's taxonomy places the organism in Eukaryota, Viridiplantae, Streptophyta, Magnoliopsida, Caryophyllales, Amaranthaceae. The coding region runs from base 109 to 2001 and encodes 630 amino acids. The transcript has a single exon. Gene Ontology annotation, molecular function: protein binding. The record is from RefSeq and is a predicted model, not a curated record.
UAUGAACGCGUAGACUCAUAUAUUGACUCUUCAGUCUUCACAAUGAAUGGAUUCAACCCUCUUUCUCUCUACUGACUAAAAUCUUCUUGACUCUUCCUCCUUCCAAACAUGACAUUAAUUUCUACAACAACCGAUGAAGAUACACCACUUGAAGAAGAAUUAUCCAACCCAAUUCAACUCGCAGAACGAGUGAGCAACUCAGCCACCGAGUCACUCUCCUUCAAACUCGACUGCUCUGAAGUCGCCAAACACGUAGACCGUCUUUCCGUCAUGUUACGUGCACUCCACCGUUUCACAACCGUUAACUCCUCCGUCUACGACCGUCCAAUUCGCGUCAUCUCCUCCGAAGUUUCUAGAACCCUCCUCCGGGCCCACACCCUCCUCCGUAAAUGUCGGCGCCGUCGCACCAGCUUUCUCCACCGCUUAGUCAACCUCGUAACCGCCGCCGACUUCCGGAAGCUUCUUUCUCUUCUAGAAGCUUCUUCGGCCGACUUACGCUGGCUCCUCUCCGUCCUCCACGUGGAUGAUUAUUACGACGACAGCAACAACGACGACGACGUCGUUUUGUCUCUCCCGCCAAUUGCAAGCAACGACCCAAUUCUCGCGUGGGUUUGGUCUUAUACCGCGACUGUACAAAUGGGGCCUGCUUUGUUGGGCCGUGUUGAGGCGGCCCAUGAGAUUGCUUGUUUGGCCCAAGAUAAUGAUCGUAACAAGAAGAUGAUUGUGGAAGAAGGUGGGGUUCCGCCAUUGUUGAAGUUAUUGAAGGAAGGGAAUUCAGUGGAGGCUCAAAUUGCGGCUGCUAAUGCGUUGUUUAAUGUUGCUAAUAAUGAGGAAAGAGUUAGGGUGAUUGUUGAUAGUAUGGGUGUUCCUUUGAUUGUUCAUGUUUUAGGGGAUUCUCCUAUGAAGGUUCAGAUUAAGGUGGCAGAGUUAGUUGCUAGGAUGGCUCAAUUUGAUGCCGGUGUUGCUAAGGAGGAAUUUGGUAGAGAGAAUGUCAUUCGUCCCCUCGUUUCGUUAUUGUCGUUCGAGAUGUUUGAGGAUGAGUUUGAGGUGAUCAAGAAGAAGCAGAGUAUUCACUCACUUGUUCAGAUUAAUAAGGACAGCAAGCAGAGCAAGGGGAGUGUGUCUUUGAAACCUAAGUCGUACUCGAGUUAUUCUUCAUUUUCGUCGUUAUAUUCUGAUGGUGGGAGUAGUAGAGGAGGAGGGCAGACGAGGAAGGAAAGGGAGAAUGAGAGUGUUGAGGUUAAGAGGGAGGUUAAGAUUAGUUGUGCUAAGGCACUUUGGAUGCUUGCUAAGGAUAGUGUGAUGAAUAGUAAGAGGAUUACUGAGACUAAAGGGUUGCUUUGUUUAGCUAAGUUGAUUGAGAAAGAAAAAGGGGUGUUGCAGAAGAAUUGUGUAAUGGCUGUGAUGGAGAUAACCUCGGCUGCUGAGUCGAAUGCUGACAUUCGAAGAUCGGUAUUCAAGACGAGUUCCCCUGCUGCUAAGGCAGUGGUGGAGCAGCUUUUGAGGGUGAUUAAAGAAUCUGGUGAUCAGAGUUUGCAGAUUUCGGCUGUAAGGUCGAUUGGAUCUCUUUCUAGGACGUUCCCUGCAAGAGAGACGCGGGUGAUCAAGCCUUUAGUAGAGCAGCUUAGCAAUAAGGAUCAUGAAAUUGCAACCGAGGCUGCUAUAGCACUAGGGAAGUUUGCUGACCCUGAUAAUUUCUUGUGCCAUGAACACUCGAAGGCGAUCAUCGAGUUUAAUGCCGUGCUACCUUUGUUGAGAUUACUUAGUGAAAGCGAGAAGGCUCAAGUAUAUGGACUGCUUCUCCUUUGUUACCUAGCUAUCAAUGCUAGUAACAAUGAGGCAUUAAAACAAGCGAGGGUUUUGACCGCCCUCGAAGGUGCUGAUCAAACUCCUACAACGCACCAUCCUCGGCUAAGAGAAUUGAUUGAUAAGGCUAUGUACCAUCUUGGCCUCUACCAUGGAGAUAUUCAUCCUUUUAGACAAUCUUCAAUGCGUAUAUAAUAGAGAAAAAUCAAUUAAGGAUCUAUCUUGUGUAAUUAGUGGGUAAAUUAUGGGAGAGAUGUAUACAGGUUUACUUUAGUAACACAUUACGUUGUAAGUUGUAACUAAGCUUGGUUCCUUAUCAUUUUUCGAUUUCAGUUUUCAGUUUUUUUGAAAACUAAAAUCAAAUAGUAAUAGCUAAACUAGAACAUACUGCCAAAUAAAUUGGUAGACUUUAGACCUUCU